Durio zibethinus is the source of this 973-nucleotide messenger RNA. Its product is annotated as ubiquitin-NEDD8-like protein RUB2. NCBI's taxonomy places the organism in Eukaryota, Viridiplantae, Streptophyta, Magnoliopsida, Malvales, Malvaceae. Gene Ontology annotation, molecular function: protein binding. The record is from RefSeq and is a predicted model, not a curated record.
CAAGGGAACUUGCUAUGGCUGUGGUCUAUUCUAUUCAACUCCAAGGUCCAACCUCAAAGCCAGUGAUCAGUUUGGAGUUUCGAAGCAGCAGCUGUCUUGUCUUCUUUCCCUCCUCUGAAAAUCAAGAGAAGCAGAAGAUGCAGAUAUUUGUCAAAACCCUAACAGGGAAGACUACCACCCUCGAGGUUGAAUGCAGCGACACCAUUGACAAUGUCAAGGCCAAGAUUCAGGAUAAAGAAGGCAUACCUCCUGAUCAGCAGAGGUUGAUUUCUGCUGGUAAGCAGCUGGAAGAUGGCCGGACUCUGGCUGAUUAUAACAUCCAAAAGGAAUCCACACUUCACCUUGUUUUAAGGCUUAGGGGAGGAACUAUGAUAAAGGUGAAGACUCUCACUGGGAAAGAAAUUGAAAUUGAUAUUGAACCAACUGAUACCAUUGAUCGUAUUAAGGAACGGGUUGAAGAGAAAGAAGGAAUUCCUCCAGUACAGCAAAGGCUUAUAUAUGCUGGUAAGCAACUUGCAGAUGACAAGACAGCUCGUGACUACAAUAUUGAAGGUGGGUCUGUGCUGCAUCUUGUGCUUGCACUGAGGGGUGGUUGUUUCUAUAUGGUGACUCCAAUAUAAGAAAACAAGCUGCUUUAAUUUUUCUUUGCAUAAAUCAACUGAAUUUGCAUUUAAUUUGUUGAUGAGUGCAUGGAACAUACAUGAACUGAUUUCCUCAGAUUAGCAUGUUCUGUUUUAUCGCUUGUUUAUAUAAAUUUGUCUUCAGUUUUAAGUGUGGCAUCAGUGAUCUUGUGAGUUGAAAAGAUAAUUUCUGAGGAUGUCAAAAGUUAAAAAGUAGAUGUUUUUUGUUUUCCUUUACCUCUUUCAAUAGAGAACUUGAGUGUUCAGAUGGCUGAUAUAACAUUCUGCAUACCUUCUAAAAUUGACUUCCAGUUUGUAUAUGCUUCAUUGUAAGCCCAUUAGCAGCAACAGCA